Cercopithifilaria johnstoni is the source of this 690-nucleotide messenger RNA. The record is from the annotation of a GenBank genome assembly. NCBI's taxonomy places the organism in Eukaryota, Metazoa, Nematoda, Chromadorea, Rhabditida, Onchocercidae.
AUGACGUUUCUUCACUUUGUAAAUUGUGUGGCAUUAUCUUAUGCACCAUAUUUUAUUGCGUAUAGGUAUUCGGGAUUAUCAGAAUAUUGUUCCAUAUGGAAGUGCGCCCAUGCAGUUUUGGCGUAUUUUUUGACGCAACUAUGUAAGAUGCUCAUCCUUGCAACGUUUUUUCCAACCAGUGAUGCUAAUGGGUUUGAUUUAAUCCCGGAGUUGAUGAAAGCAAGUGCAGAUAUUUUCGAUGUGAUGGGUCUGCACGCCGUAAUCGUUUAUCUGAUGGCUGGCAAAAGUGAGGUGCGAUUUCUGGCUGUCGGUUUAGGCUGGGCUUUUGCUCACAGUGUAGCUAGUCGUCUGGUCGGUUUUUGGGUUGGUGCGCGAGCAAUGGCAUUUCAUUGGAAAUACGUGCAAAUGGCUUUAAAUUCCAACAUUGAUCUAAUUUUUUAUGUAGCAAUGGCAGCAUUGGUAUGGUUAUUCACUCGUAAUGAUCUUCGAUCAGGAAUGAGACGAAUAGUUGCUUUGUUGAUUGUACUUUGCGUUUUUCGUGAGUUCAUUGAACAAGCGGGUGUUGUAUAUUUGGAUCUUCGAUCUUGGACAUUGCUUGGAGCGAAGGCCGCAUUUACUACGGGACUUGCGAUGGGAACAUUAGUUGCAUAUUCAUCGCUUGGUACGUAUUUCACACAAUAUCGCAGCUAG